GGCGACGCCGACGCCCUGGAGGUCGGCGACUACCCGACGCCGAGCGUCGGCGAGGGCCAGGUGCUCGUGAAGAACGAGUUCGCGGGCAUCAACUUCAUCGACACGUACCACCGCAGCGGCCUCUACGCGCGGGACCUGCCCUUCGUCGGGGGCCAGGAGGGCGGCGGCGAGGUCGCGGCGGUCGGCGCGGGCGUGGCCGACGUCGCCGUCGGCGACCGCGUCGCGUACUCCGUCUUCGGGUCCUACGCCGAGUACACGGCCGUGCCCGCGGCCAAGGUGCUGCCCGUGCCCGACGAGGUCAGCAUGGACGUCGCCGUGUCCUGCGUCGUCCAGGGCAUGACCGCGCACUACCUGACGUCCGACGCGCACGCGCACCUCAUCCAGCCGGGGGAGUGGAUGCUCGUCCACGGCGUCGGCGGCGGCACGUGCCAGUGGGCGGCCCAGAUGGCCAAGAUCCAGGGCUACAAGGUCAUCGGCACGGCCGCCAAGGGCAAGCGGGCCGUCGCCGAGGCGACGGGCUGCGACGCUUUGAUCUUCUACGACGAGGCGCCGGGCACGGCCUACGAGGACUACGAGUCCGUCGACGGGCUGGCCGAGGUCAUGAAGAUCACGGACGGCGUCGGCUGCAAGGCCGUCAUCGACGGCAUCGGCAAGGCGACCUUGGACAUGUCCAUCGGCUCGCUCGCGCAGCGCGGCAUCUUCGUGUCCUUCGGGAACGCGUCGGGCGCCGUGCCGGCCUACCCGCCCCUGCGCCACAUCGCCAAGUCGUCCUUCAUGUGCCGGCCGAAGCUCCUCGACUACACGCGGAACCGGGAGGAGCUCCUCUACCGCUCCAACGAGAUCAUGGGCUGGCUCAAGUCCGGCCAGCUCAAGGUCACGGUGGACACGGCCUUCCCCCUCGACGACGCCGCCGACGGCCACAAGUACCUCGAGUCCGGCGCGUCCACGGGCAAGGUCCUC
Messenger RNA from Aureococcus anophagefferens, 960 nucleotides. RefSeq lists its product as hypothetical. Gene Ontology annotation, biological process: cellular response to oxidative stress. The record is from RefSeq and is a predicted model, not a curated record. NCBI's taxonomy places the organism in Eukaryota, Pelagophyceae, Pelagomonadales, Pelagomonadaceae. The transcript has 2 exons. The annotation marks the transcript as partial. Gene Ontology annotation, cellular component: cytoplasm. Gene Ontology annotation, molecular function: quinone reductase (NADPH) activity.